AUGCUGGAGGUGUCAAACCACACAGCCCUGAAUUUGCUCCUCUCCAAGCUCCUUCAAAAUUACCUGGAACAGACAAACAGCUCUGCACCUUCCCAGCUUAGAAGUGCCAGCAACAACCUGGAAAUCAUCUAUGUGCUGCUCAUGGUUGGUCUCUUCGGCUUCUUCACUGUGGGGGUGAUGCUGAGCAACAUCUGCUCCCGGAGGCUCGAGGGGUCCCAAGACCCCUACAACACCUACAUCGCCACAGACGUUUGGCACCAGAAGGACAAGGAAUAUUUUCAAGCCAAGAUCAUAGAGAAUUACAAGCUGUGCUGUGUGUUGGAGAACCAGCUGGCUGUGGAGCAGCCAGGGAUGCAAAUCCCUGAGGCCAAGGCUUCCUAA
Messenger RNA from Acanthisitta chloris (rifleman), 381 nucleotides. RefSeq names its product potassium voltage-gated channel subfamily E member 1-like. The transcript has a single exon. Gene Ontology annotation, molecular function: potassium channel regulator activity; delayed rectifier potassium channel activity; transmembrane transporter binding. Gene Ontology annotation, cellular component: membrane. The coding region runs from base 1 to 381 and encodes 126 amino acids. The record is from RefSeq and is a predicted model, not a curated record. Gene Ontology annotation, biological process: negative regulation of delayed rectifier potassium channel activity; regulation of ventricular cardiac muscle cell membrane repolarization; regulation of heart rate by cardiac conduction. Lineage: Eukaryota; Metazoa; Chordata; Aves; Passeriformes; Acanthisittidae.